This is a messenger RNA of Carlito syrichta (Philippine tarsier), 995 nucleotides long. RefSeq names its product GTPase activating Rap/RanGAP domain like 3 (gene GARNL3). Gene Ontology annotation, biological process: activation of GTPase activity; regulation of small GTPase mediated signal transduction. The transcript has 11 exons. Gene Ontology annotation, cellular component: cytoplasm. The record is from RefSeq and is a predicted model, not a curated record. Bases 21 to 995 code for a protein of 324 amino acids. Lineage: Eukaryota; Metazoa; Chordata; Mammalia; Primates; Tarsiidae. Gene Ontology annotation, molecular function: GTPase activator activity.
CGCGGCCCCCGCCCGGGGCGAUGGAGCAGGAGCCCGGCGGGGCGGCCGCGGCGCUCCUGCGGCAGAAGAGGGCGGCGCUGCGGCGCAGGGGGUGCAGCUUCGAGAGCCCCAGGACAGCUGCUCAGCCUCCAGGCCCACUGAUGGAUCAGCUAACAAAGGGGUCCUGUGGGAGUCAGAUGGCACAGACCCUUUUGUGGAAAGCGAAGUCAUCUCUUUCCUUCGGCAUCCAGCCCUUGCAGAUGUGGCCAACAAAAGAUACUGAACUAGAGUCCCAGGUCAACCUCUCUGUCUCGGAAGACCUAGGCUGUAGACGUGGGGAUUUCAGUAGGAAACAUUAUGGAUCUGUGGAGCUGCUUAUUUCCAGUGAUGCUGAUGGAGCCAUCCAAAGGGCUGGAAGAUUCAGAGUGGAAAAUGGCUCUUCAGAUGAGAAUGCAACUGCUCUUCCAAGCACUUGGCGAAGAACGGAUGUGCACUUAGAGAACCCAGAAUACCACACCAGAUGGUAUUUCAAGUAUUUUUUAGGACAAGUCCAUCAGAAUUACAUUGGAAACGAUGCAGAGAAGAGCCCCUUCUUCUUGUCUGUGACCCUUUCUGACCAAAACAAUCAGCGUGUCCCUCAAUAUCGUGCAAUUCUUUGGAGGAAAACAGGUACCCAGAAAAUAUGCCUUCCCUACAGUCCCACAAAAACUCUUUCUGUGAAGUCCAUCUUAAGUGCCAUGAAUCUGGACAAAUUUGAGAAAGGCCCUAGGGAAAUUUUUCAUCCUGAGAUACAAAAGGACUUGCUGGUUCUUGAAGAACAAGAGGGCUCUGUGAAUUUCAAGUUUGGGAUUCUUUUUGUCAAAGAUGGGCAGCUCACUGACGAUGAGAUGUUCAGCAAUGAAAUUGGAAGUGAGGUUUUUCAAAAAUUUUUAAGUCUUCUGGGUGACACAAUCACUCUCAAGGGCUGGACAGGCUACCGUGGUGGUCUGGACACCAAAAGUAAGGAUGCCUUUUGA